Messenger RNA from Exaiptasia diaphana, 1716 nucleotides. Its product is annotated as transmembrane protein 180. The record is from RefSeq and is a predicted model, not a curated record. The transcript has 13 exons. NCBI's taxonomy places the organism in Eukaryota, Metazoa, Cnidaria, Anthozoa, Actiniaria, Aiptasiidae. Bases 8 to 1075 code for a protein of 355 amino acids.
UUUAGCCAUGUCUUAUGUUCGUAGCAAUGCUUUUGCCUAUUCUAUGACCACUCUGGCUGCACAGUUGAUGCACUCKAUUUUCAGUUUCUAUUAUGUGAAAAUCUUCCUGAAUGUUUAUCGUAUAUCUGAAGGAUGGUUUAACUUUGCUCAAGUGGUUUUCCUAAUAUGGAAUGCCAUCAAUGAUCCACUCUUUGGCUACAUACAAGAUACUUCAGGCUGGGAAAUAUUUAGAAACAGGCAAAAAGCUAUUUUAUAUGGAGCUCCCCUUUUUGCAAUAAGCUUUCUGUUACCAUGGUUUCCAUGGGUGUCAGAUGGUACUAGUGACUGGUUGGUUGGUGUCCAUCUCUUGGUAUCCCUGUUUUGUUAUGAUGCAUUAUUUACCUUUGUAUUAUUUGUAUUUAUGAAUUUCUUCCAGGUAUUUCACRGCAMUUUUCAAAGCAAUUUUUUCCUCAUAUUCAGCGAUUAYUUGAUUGGACCAGAUGACCUACCGUCUUUUGUGCUAAGCUUAAUUGCUGGGUCGUCAUACGUCCUUCCMCAGGUACUUAUACUAUCGUCCAGCUCACUAUUGACAAAAUAUGGAUCUUAUCGAMUUAUUCUAUGGUGUCUUUACAUCAAGUUUUUCAUGUCUGGAAUUGUUUAUAUUCUUGGUAGACACCAAAUAUGGCUUUUAGCUUUUAUGUUUGUUGCUGACAGAACAUUGCAGUCCGCUUCAGCGUCCCUUUUUAAUUUAUCGUUGUCGGAUAUCGUCGACGCCGACAUGGAGACAUUCAAGCGAAAGAGUCCAGUAUCGUCCAUGAUAUUUGGUACGAAUGCUCUCUUCACGAAGCCUUCACAGUCACUCGCACCGAUGAUGGUAGUUUAUAUAUUGACAAGAUAUGGUUACCAGCGAAAAGACGCAAGUAUUUCAAAGCAAAAUCCAGCUGAAUACACCAUUCUCCAGGACGUAAUGUUCAAUUUGAUGUGCCUAGUACCUUUGUGCCUUGCUUUGGUCCAGAUAAUAGCCUGGAGGUUUUACACUCUACGCAAGACACGUAAUUUAAAAUUAUAUGAAGAAAUAGAUGUAAUAGGAAUGUAGCGUAAAAACUGGCCAGAUUCUAGCAAUUUUCUUUAAUACUCUGAUAGAGGAUGAGAAAUAGCGAGCUAUUGGUCUUGAAAGGUGGCCAUAUCAGAAUUCCUGAAAUGCGCAUGCUCGUAUUUUGUUUUCGAUCAUAUCCCACAUUGCUUAGUGCCCGAACUGCGGUCAGUAUUUAUUAGUGUAUAUAAUUUAAUGGGUAAGGGGGAUUUACAUGAAAAGCGCUCUUAAAGAGCAAACAYGCGCAACUCAAAUGAGUAAAUAUCAUAAAAUMAAAUACAAAAAUMAAAUACAAAAUAGGUAAAUCGRCUUAUGCUAAUUCCUUUGUUUUCUAUUGUCUAAUGAACACUAUUUAUURGWAAUUAGUGGUGUUUGUUUCACGGUUUUAGUGCGUCUACUUUAGUGCGCUUAAUCAAGAGCCUUUAACGAAAAAAAAGCACUUUAAUUUUCAAGUUUUUGAAAGCAAUAGUAUUUAUACUGAUUUUCGAUACGCAGCUGUUGGAAAAAAUAUUCCAGUUUUAUAAAAUGCUAAUUUUAGUGUACUACUCAACUUAUAUGUAUUUUUAUUUGACAUAUAGUUGUAUUCAAAGCAUGGCUCUUAAUUAAAUAAAAAAGUAAAUCAAAUAAAAAAAAAUAAAGUAAAA